Lampris incognitus (smalleye Pacific opah) is the source of this 616-nucleotide messenger RNA. RefSeq names its product luteinizing hormone subunit beta (gene lhb). NCBI's taxonomy places the organism in Eukaryota, Metazoa, Chordata, Actinopteri, Lampriformes, Lampridae. The record is from RefSeq and is a predicted model, not a curated record. Gene Ontology annotation, cellular component: cytoplasm; extracellular region. Gene Ontology annotation, biological process: G protein-coupled receptor signaling pathway; ovulation. The coding region runs from base 170 to 616 and encodes 148 amino acids. Gene Ontology annotation, molecular function: hormone activity. The transcript is spliced from 5 exons.
UUUGUCUGCAACAACGUUGAGCGCUCCCAAUGCUGCAGCCCGGGCUGGACGAUGUCACCAUGGUUCAUCCUGGAUACCAGCUCCCUCUGUAUAAAUAGGCUGCCACCAGCACAGCCCAACUCAUCUGACUGGUUACAGAGCACCAAGUCCUCGUCCACGGCCCAGCAGGAUGAUGGUGUUGCCUAUUGGUGGACUCGUGUUUCCCCUGUUUCUGAGUCUAGUUCUGGGACCCUUUGGUUCUGUUUGGACCAUUGCAGCUGUAGGAGCCUACCAGCUGCAGCCCUGCCAGCUGAUAAACCAGACUGUGUCAGUGGAGAAAGAGGGUUGUCCCAAAUGCCACCCCAUAGAAACGACCAUCUGCAGCGGUCACUGCAUCACCAAGGACCCCGUCAUGAAGACACGUUUCAGCAAUGUGUAUCAGCACGUGUGCACAUACAGGGACUUGUAUCACCGGACGUACGAGCUGCCUGACUGCCCUCUGGGUGUUGAUCCAGUGGUCACCUACCCCGUGGCCCUGAGCUGCUACUGCGGCCAUUGUGCCAUGGACAUUUCUGACUGCACCUAUGAGAGCCUGCAGCCUGACUUCUGCAUGAGCAGCACGCAACACUACUACUAG